CACGCAUACUUACAACAAUCGCAUAUUCAUGCGAGGUUGCCGUGCGUUGGAGCUUGACUUCUGCACGAUCUAAUGACUGAAAUUUUUUCUUUGUGCGAAUUUACCGAGAGUUACCCUAAAUUGGAGUCGCUAAACGUGGAAUUCUAACAGUUGGAUUGAUCGAGCCGUGCCAAGGAGCGCGGUGGCGGCGACAUACAGCCCGAGCGCUGUACACGAACAUGGUCCACGCACACAUUUACCGGAAUUUGGACUAACAAGAUGGAUCGACCUCUGAAGCAGGAGCCGCUGUUUGAAGGAGAAGGAGGUGAAACCGGUGAUACAGGAGGUUUGUCGUUUUCCUUGAUCCCCAUCCGUGUUAAAAAAGAGGACAACACCUUCCAUUCAGACAACACAGUGGCUAGACCAAGCAUCAAACCUACUCCAGAGACUCUCUGGUUGGCCACAUCAGGAGGUGCCACAAGUAGCCAUAACCUGCAAGCCCCUGAACGUGAAGAUGAUGAGCCAGAUGAGAGAUCAUCGGAUGAAGGUAUUGGGCGGUCCCCUGCUACAUAUGAAAACGCCAUGCAGUCACAUUCUGAGGAGGAAGCGGGAUCAUCUUCAGGUAGUGCGCAAGACACCAGGAAAGGUUCAUUAUUGGACACUCAAGCUAAGCCAAUAUUUUUCUGUGAUGUCUGUAGUAUGGCGUUCACCGAAGAGAACCACCUCGCCCGUCACAUGCAAAAACACACAUUUAUUUGUCACUUUUGCGGCAAGCAAUUUUCAUCGGACUCUGAGUUGUUGCAGCACGAAGAUGUCCAUAAGAAGGGUCAAGAGCACUGCUGCAAAGAAUGCGAUAUCAUCUUUGAGAGCAAGGCCGCUCUAGAGGAUCACUAUGGAGAUCAUAUGUAUGCCUGCUCUCUGUGUCCGAAGACUUUCACCAACCAUAUUGCAUUGUUGAACCACGAAAAUGGCCACCAGGAUCCAAAGCUUAGUUGCAAUGGUUGCGGGAAGAGUUUCAAUCGCUUGAGUAAUCUUAAGGUUCAUAAACAGAAACACUGCAGAAGAGGAAGCCAGGUCAGCAGAAACCUAAGGGCCAAUAAAGGGCCAAGAGGCAGCGUUAGUCCCAGGAGUGCCAAGGAGACCCCUAUACAGGAAAAUGGAGAAGACAAUGGGACACAGAAUUGUGCUGAAGAUGAUGGUUCCAGGGAACAGGAUGAUAUGGCUGUUCCGGUGAAAAAUGCUGUUGCACCAAAGUUGGGAAGGGAUCUGUAUUUUCAUUGCUCCGAUUGCCCAAAAGCAUUCAGCAACAAGGACGACUUUGCAAAGCACAAGCUUAAUCAUCAAGGAAAUAAUGGGACCAUGACGAAUGGUACUACUCGAUCAGAAGCUCAUGUAGGUCUGGAAACUUCAACAUAUGGCGAUGGAUUUGAAUGCAAAGACUGUAGAACAACCUACCCUUCUUUAGGAGCUCUGCAAAAUCAUCUUUUAAAGCACAUAUAUCCAUGUCAUCUGUGUGAUAGUAGCUUCACAAAUUUAAGACUAUUUAAGAGACAUGUGAACAGUCAUAACCUGAUCUACCCGUGCCCUCAAUGUGAGCGAGAGUUUAAAAAACGAUAUUACCUACAGGUUCAUGUGGCGAGAGUACACAGGCCUAGUGAAAGAGAUGGAGCUGGCAAGAGUGGCAUAAGCUCAACUGAGACUGUCCUGAAGGACACCAACGAACCCCAAUCCCCUGUGCAACCAAGCUCCUGUGAAUCCCCGCUGAAAGAAGAUAUUGCGAUGAAACGUUCUCUUCGGCUUAAGUGCAGGAUAUGUGGGAAAUCAUAUGCCAGGAAAAGCGACCUGACAAAGCACAUGAAUCAUGGGAAGCAUAAUCGACCUCGUCUGCAGACCAGCAGUGGCUUAAAAGUGGAAACACCAAGCCGUCAACAGCAAUCAACUAGUACUGGACAUGCUAAGUCACCACCAUCUUUAAGUGCAACAUUUAAAGGUAUUAUUCGUCCAAAGACAAUCUCAAUACAGUCCAAACCGAUCAUGGAUGGAAAUUCGGGGACACAAGGAAAUGAUCGUUCAGUGCAAGAUAGCAAGAUGAGAGAGCCGGCCACUUCAGAAUUCGAAUGCAAGAUCUGUUCAAAGAUCUUUGCCCAGAAGCGAUAUCUUACUGACCACACAAAACGACAACAUCAAGAGAAGAACAAUGAAACCAAAGUUGAAGUGCUUGAGAAGUCUAAAAGUGUGGUAUUUCAAUGUAGAAGGUGUCCGAAAAGAUUUCAUAGAAAGUCAGACCUCACAAUGCACAUGAAGCGUGGAAAGCACCCUGCCAUCUCCAAGAAAGGGAAACGAGUAAUCAAAGAUUCUGAGACAGGAGGACUUCCAAAGAUUUCCAGUAGGAAAGAAACACUGAACUCGCCUUCUUCAAGUUCAGACUUGAGCUGCAAGAUUUGCUCCAAGACAUUCUCAAGCCAAUAUCGCCUUUCUGUGCACAGGACCCUUGAAAAGCAUGAUGAUAGCAUCAGUGUAAGACAGUGCAGUAUAUGUUCCAAGAUCUUUAAACAAAAGAGAUAUCUCGCAGAUCACAUAAGGCUGUAUCAUCCAGAACUUAGAAUUAACAUAAAAGCAAAAGGAACAAAGAAGUUGGAUGGUUCAGAAAUCCAGUCGAAGGGAAAGAGUAACAUUUCGAUGCACCUAAAAGAUGGAAAGCAAGGAGAGGUCAACCAACAAGGAAAAGAUGCCGUGGUAGGUUUAGAGUUAGGAGGGCUUCCAAAGAAUUUCAAGUGUAGUGAAUGUCCAAAGGUAUAUAACAGUAAACUUUACUUUCAAAGGCACAUCACAUUAAAACAUCCAGGCAGCAGAAUGACUGAUAUGCUGAAGAAGUCUCAAGGAACAAAGUUCCAUUGCAGGAAAUGUCCCAAAACAUUUCGUAGAAAGUCUGACCUCACAAUGCAUAUGAAGCGAGGAAAGCACCAAGCCACCCUCCAGAAAGGCAAAGGGGCAAUCAGAAAGUUUGAGAUAGGAAAUGAUGGUUCAGUGCGAGAUAACAAGGUGAGAGAACCGCCAACCACAGAAUUCCGAUGCAAGUUCUGUUCAAAGAUCUUUGCCCAGAAGCGAUAUCUUACUGACCACAUGAAACGAAAACAUCAAGAAAAGAACAAUGGAACCAAAGUUGAAGUGCUUGAGAAGUCUAAGAGUAUGGUAUUUCAAUGUAGAAAGUGUCCGAAAAGGUUUCGUAGAAAGUCUGACCUCGCAAUGCACAUGACGCGAGGAAAGCACCCAGCCAUCUCCCAGAGAUACAAACGAGUAGGUCAAAGUUCAGACUUAAGAUGCAACAUUUGUUCCAAGACAUUCUCAAGCCAAUAUCGCUUUUCUGUGCACAUGGCACUAGGAAAGCAUGGUGGCAUCAGUGUAACCCAGUGCAGUAUAUGUUCAACGAUCUUCAAACAAAAGAGAUAUCUCACAGAUCAUAUGAGGAGGUCGCAUCCAGGGAUUAGAAGCAACAUCACAAAAGCAAAGGGAAAGAGUAACAUUUCUAUGCACCUAAAGCAUGGAAAGCAUGGAAAGGUCCUCCAGCAAGAAAAAACUGAAGUGGUUGGUUCAGAGUUGGGAGGGCUUCCAAAGAAUUUCAAGUGUAGUUUAUGUCCAAAAGUAUAUGGCACUAGACGUCACCUUCAAAGGCACAGAUCAAAAAUUCAUCCAGAAAUGGUGAGGAAGUUACAAGGAACAAAGUUCCAUUGCACGAAAUGUCCCAAAACAUUUUGUAGAAGUUCAGACUUCAGCAAGCACAUGAGUAGCGGAAAGCAUGAAAAGGGUGAAGACAUGAACCAAAAUCAGAAACGCCAAGUUAAAUAUGAGCCUAUAGAAGCUCCAGUUAUAUCUACAGAGUCUACCUUCGUCUGUACAAAAUGUCCUAAAGAAUUUGCAAGGAAGUGUGAUCUUAAAGUGCACAUGGAUCGUAGUAAGCACGUAAAAACAAAAGAGGUUAGAAUAGAAUCAGGGUCGUCAAACCUGUCCGAAUCGCUUGCCCACAAGUGUUCUUUAUGUACUAAUUCAUAUAGCAAUAGAUCAAGUUUGUUGAGGCACAUAAAAGGAAAACAUCCAGUGCAUCAGUGUCAGAUCUGUCUAAAAUCCUUUUCCUGCAAACGUUACUUGACAGCACACAUCAAAUGCAGGCAUCCCGAGUUGCUUAGCCAAAAGUCCAACGGAAAGGGCUCGUCAGUCGAGUGUCUCAUAUGCUUUAAGUCAUUUUCAAGGAAAUAUACAUUGACUCAGCACAUGAAGAAGUGUCACUCAAGAGAUGCCCACCUCAGGGUCUAUCAAAGCAAGAGUAUCUGUAAAGAAACGCCUACUGUAGGUCUCACCAAUCACCAAUGUCCUCAAUGCCCAAAGGCUUUCCCUACUGCCUUUGGCUUGACCAUGCACAUCAAGCUCGGGAAGCACAUUAGUGUCAAGAAUCAGAGCAGAAAUACAUUUGGAAACACUCGAGUAAGGGGACCCAAAGAUACAUUCUACCAAUGUGGGAAGUGUCCGAGAGUAUUCAGUAAGCAAAGUGACUUGUCUUUGCACAUGAAACGUGGCAAGCACCCGAUCAAGGAGUCGGCGCAUACAUACUUACGAUGUCCCAAAUGCCCAAGGACUUUUUCCAGAAAGGAAUAUCUACUCCAGCAUAUGAAGAAGGGUGAACACAUAAACCAAAAUCAAAUCAUCAAGGACACUCCAAAAAUGGACACUACCAAACAAGAGGGGUCUUCAGGUUCCAAAAGGUUCAUGUGCAGCAAAUGUACAAUGUCCUAUACAAGGAAAAAUCAUCUUCAGAACCACAUUCGCUCAAAACAUCCGCAAAGUGAGAGUCAAGAGGCAGAAGUGUCUUCUCAGCAAACGAGAGCAGUUGUUUCUGGGGAAUCCAAUGGAUUAUUACCAGAUGGCAAGGAAGUACGAAUGGCAGCCUCUUCGUCAGAGAAAGGAGGUUCCUCACAAAUGGAACAAGAAGAGGCAGUGGUGUUUUCUCAGUCGGCGAGAACUGUUGUUUCUGAAAAAUCCAAUGGAUUACUACCAGAUGGCAAGGAAGUAGGAAAAACAGCAGCCUUUUCUUCAGAAAUAGCAAGUUCCUCACAAAUGGAACAAGAAGAGGUAGUGGUGCAGCCAGCGAGAACAGUUUCUGAAAAAUCCAAUGGAUUAUUACCAGAUGGCAAGGGAGUAGGAAAACCAGCGUCUUCUCCAGCGAAAGGAAGUUCCUCAAAAAUGGCAUGGAAGUGUCCAGAAUGUGAAAAAAUCUUUGCAAGCAGGCCAGAACUAAAUAGACACCAGGACACCCAUGUCUUCAUGUGCAAUUACUGCAACCGAUUUUACACAACACAUAAGAGUUUGGAGGAACAUGCCUGUGCGCAAAAAAAACGUGCUUCAUCUCCUUCUCCAGUUGCUUCCAAUGUACCAAAACCCAAGAACCCUGAGGUUGUCCACAAAUGUGAGCUUUGUAUGAAGUCGUUUCCAUCUAACGCAGACCUUGAAACACACAAAGAGCAGCACACACUCAAUGAGUUUAAAGAUGAUGCGACUACCAGUAGUGCUAGUGUGAUGCCUUCAAAGAAAACGACAGUGAUUCCGGAUCAUUUUCUAACCUGUAGAUUCUGUGAUAAGGUGUUCACUUCUUUAGAAUUGGUACACAACCAUGAGCGGUCUCAUCUGUCAUCUAUGUAAAACUAGAUUGAAAUUCAGGUGUUCACUUCUUUAGAAUUGGUACACAACCAUGAGCGGUCUCAUCUGUCAUCUAUGUAAAACUAGAUUGAAAUUCAGGUGUUCACUUCUUUAGAAUUGGUACACAACCAUGAGCGGUCUCAUCUGUCAUCUAUGUAAAACUAGAUUGAAAUUCAGGUGUUCACUUCUUUGGAAUUGGUACACAACCAUGAGCGGUCUCAUCUGUCAUCUAUGUAAAACUAGAUUGAAAUUCAGGUGUUCACUUCUUUAGAAUUGGUACACAACCAUGAGCGGUCUCAUCUGUCAUCUAUGUAAAACUAGAUUGAAAUUCAGGUGUUCACUUCUUUAGAAUUGGUACACAACCAUGAGCGGUCUCAUCUGUCAUCUAUGUAAAACUAGAUUGAAAUUCAGGUGUUCACUUCUUUAGAAUUGGUACACAACCAUGAGCGGUCUCAUCUGUCAUCUAUGUAAAACUAGAUUGAAAUUCAGGUGUUCACUUCUUUGGAAUUGGUACACAACCAUGAGCGGUCUCAUCUGUCAUCUAUGUAAAACUAGAUUGAAAUUCAGGUGUUCACUUCUUUAGAAUUGGUACACAACCAUGAGCGGUCUCAUCUGUCAUCUAUGUAAAACUAGAUUGAAAUUCAGGUGUUCACUUCUUUAGAAUUGGUACCCAACCAUGAGCGGUCUCAUCUGUCAUCUAUGUAAAACUAGAUUGAAAUUCAGGUAUUUACUUCUUUAGAACUUGUACCCAACCAUGAGCGGUCUCAUCUGUCAUCUAUGUAAACUAGAUUGAAGUUUCAUACAUUGGUUUCCAAUUUUCUGCUCUUUUAUUUGAGAAUAUUAGGGAUGGUCGAUGACAUGGUUAUCCACUUCGUCAAUUGAUCCUCAUGACAGAUUUUCAACCUUGUUUUAUUAAUUUUUGUUGCAUUUUUUUUUAUCACUUGUGCCUUAACUGCAACUAUAUAUUCUGUGUGUGUGUACGAUAUUUUAAUAUGGUAACGAUUCCCCCAUCUUCAUUUUGACCUACACUUGCUAGUUAAAUCGGUAACGCUUUUCGCUAUUGACACUGUACUAGAAUAUGAAGAGUCAUGUUUUUCAUGGGUGUUUUUUCUCUGAAAUUCUUUCACACUUGCAUAAUAACAAUGACAACGCUCUCACCUCUCCCCAGAACUCAACCUAAGUUCUCUUUAAGUGAAAUUAAAUGUUGUAAAUUCUGAGAUAUAUGUGUAUUUCUGAUAACUGUUUGACCAAAAUAUGUCUAUUUUGAGAAAAUCAGAAGUUUUUUGAGCUUGACUAACUGGACUUUUUUCUCCACAUUUGAAAGGGUUCCAUAUGUAUACAAUUUUGAAGAUUAGCACCCACCGCUAAUCAAUAUUUUUUUUAAACAGACAUUAAUUGCUGGGCUGUUGCUGAAUGGGUGGUUUUCAUAUUAGGAUGUAAAUACAAAUGGAAUUCUUACGGUGCUAUUGUGUCAUGUAUGUUCAUGAAAACGGAAGGAUAUUUUCGAUAAUAGACCAAAACUCAUUGUGCUAUUUUAUAUUGUUCGUCCAUUCAAAUACACAUUUAGGGCUUCCGCAAUCAGGUUGCCAAAAUUUUAAGCAUUUCGCAGCAAUGUUCGUGCGCACCUGCGCGUGGCCAGCAGAUGAUGUGUUUACUACACACAAUACUAGAAACUCCAGGCAUUGUGCAUAUAACCAGCUGCACCUGCGCAGUUUCCGAACGUUCUCUAUUCAUUUAUUUAUUUCUAAAAUACAUUCCGCUGUUCAUUAUUGCUGCUAAAGUGCCGUCAAGAUGCAUUUGGUUGGCUAAGUGUCGUGACAUGCCUGGUGAGCACGAGGCGUUAUUUAGAUUACGUAAUCCCCUGCUCUAAGCAAGUCUGUGCAGACAAUCGUGCAUACGCCAUUGCUUUCAAAGCAUUGUUCGCACUGCCCAUUUUACGUUUCCCUUUUUUUUAGUACGACAAUGAGUACUGACAAUGAGUCGUAGCCCCGCUGGUUUCCGUCAUGCAAAUGACGCCUCGCGCUCAUCGUACCCUGUAGAUUUGAAGUAGCACGUGUUUACCAUUAUUUCAUACGCAUGGAUCUUAUGCUUUAGGUUUCUAUUGAUAUGUCUGUAAAUAAUGUUAAUUCUACUAACUUUAAUUAGUAAAUGUUUCAUUGCUAUAAGUAAUUUUUUCUAUUUUUACAGUUGAACCUGUCCAUAUUAAGAUCAGCCAAGAUAAAGUGACCAUUGUAGGCAAGUUAACUUUCUAGGCAGAUUCAACAACACAUUUAUUCAUUGAGGUGUUCACGAAGACAUGUUUGACUGUGCACGUCUUUCUGACGUCCUCAAAAUGAUACUUGUAUUAGUUCAUGUCUCUAAUCACGUGUCGAAUUCCCGAUGAAAUUUACCUUUUAUUUAAAUUGACCUGAUUAUGAAAAAUCAGGUCAAUGAAAUGGAGAAAGAAUUCAAAUCAAUAAAACUCCAGACUUUUUCGCUGUCCAUACAGGUGAUAAACGUUAUAAUAAGUAAAAGGGACUAAAUCAAAUGAAACUUGUUCGAUGUUUGUGUUUCGUGACUAUAUAAAUGAAAUUGGUAACUGUAUUUGCGAAGAUUUUAUCAUGCAAUGGACCAUUUUUGAAAUGCAACCAAAUCUAAAAUACACAUGUACGUCUUUGUAAAUUGCCUCAAGACAAAUAUUUUAUUCACCUGUAAUGAACAAUUGAAUUUCAAUGGUCAGAAUGCAAAAUGCAUAAAUUGUAUGUUAAGAUAAUGUUUGUCCUACUUUUGAAAUACAUUAAUAUGUACUCGUAAAAGAUGAAUGAAAUGUUUGUAUCGAGGCACUUCACAAACACGCAUGCAUUACAUUUGGUUUCAUAUGUUAGGUAGCCCAGUGAUUGCGGGCAGUUUCUGUUAAAAAUUAAUGCUGAUGGAUAUUCGUCAUGACUUUAGACGGGCAUGGCUUUAAAUUCAUUCGAUAUUUUCAUUGAUUAUGUUUUUAAAUUUGCAUUUGAUAAUGUUUUGCCGAAUUAUCUUGUACACUAUUCAUAUUUCAGUACAUAAAUUUCUUGGUGACUUUUUUGGACUUUUACAAUUUUCGAGUUUUUUAAAGGUUCUAUAUAUAUAUGUGCUUCUUUGCUUAAUUGUUUAAGUUGUA
This is a messenger RNA of Strongylocentrotus purpuratus (purple sea urchin), 8803 nucleotides long. Its product is annotated as zinc finger protein 91. The transcript has 4 exons. NCBI's taxonomy places the organism in Eukaryota, Metazoa, Echinodermata, Echinoidea, Camarodonta, Strongylocentrotidae. The coding region runs from base 259 to 5670 and encodes 1803 amino acids. The record is from RefSeq and is a predicted model, not a curated record.